UCCAUCCCAAGAAGAAAAACAACUUUUUGGCUCAGAGCCUAUUGUUGGUGACAAUUGGUUAAUUUUUCCUUUUGUCACCUUCAACAUUCCUCUCCUUUAGCAAAAUUGAACAUAAUCCCAACGAGGAAGAGGAAUAGCAUUGUGUUACAUCAUAUCAAACCAUUUAUGAUCUUAUGAUCAUUCAUCUGUUACUGGAUUUACCAAGUACAGAAGAAACCAACUAAUAGAAAGAAAAAGAAAAAAGAAAAUUGUUAGCUAGUUAUUGUUCCUUAAAUCUUCCAAAAUGAAUGACCUAUUCUCAGGCUCCUUCAAGAAAUACACUGAUUUGAAGGAGCAGGCCUACCUUGAUGAUGUGGAGGCUGGGAAGGAAACUGUUAACCUUGACAAAUUCUUUGAAGAUGUGGAGAAUGUGAAAGAAGACAUGAGAGUGGUUGAGAAGCUCUACAGAAAAUUGCAAGAGGCUAAUGAAGAGAGCAAAAUUGUCCACAAUGCUAAAACAAUGAAGGACCUUCGAGCCCGAAUGGACAAAGAUGUUGAGCAGGUUCUCAAACGAGUGAAGCUCAUCAAGGGAAAGCUUGAAGCAUUGGAACGUUCCAAUGCUUCCAAUAGAAACAUUCCAGGGUGUGGUCCUGGUUCUUCAGCGGACAGAACCAGGACCUCAGUGGUGAGUGGAUUGGGGAAGAAACUCAAGUCCAUGAUGGAUGAUUUUCAAGGAUUCAGAGCAAGGAUGCAAGAAGAGUACAAGGAAACAGUUGAAAGAAGGUACUUCACCAUCACAGGAGAAAAAGCUGAUGAAGAAACCAUUGAGAAUUUGAUAUCAAGUGGAGAGAGUGAGAGUUUUCUUCAGAGAGCUAUCCAGGAACAGGGUAGGGGUCAGAUUAUGGACACCAUAUCAGAAAUUCAAGAGAGGCAUGAUGCUGUUAAGGAAAUAGAGAAGAACUUGAUUGAGCUUCAUCAAGUGUUUUUGGACAUGGCUGCACUUGUGGAGUCUCAGGGUCAACAACUCAACAACAUAGAGAGUCAUGUGGCGCAUGCUAGUUCUUUUGUUAGACGAGGCACGGAUCAACUUCAAGAAGCUAGAGUGCACCAGAAGAGUUCCAGGAAGUGGACUUGCUACGCCAUUCUUCUUGGUCUUGUCCUUGUCAUUGUGCUCCUUUUUCCUCUCUUGACAUCCCUUCUACCACACUUGUUGCGAUGAAGUGCGUUCGUGGAAAACCUUCUAUAAUUGAUUGAUUCUGAAGUCAAAAUCAGUUCUUCGGAGAGCAGCUUUUGGGUUUUAGGAUUGAUGCUGAUGAAAGAGAAGUUGAUCCAAAGAUGAUGAUAACUAGAAGAAAGGGAGCAGGAUUGAUGAAUAUUAGAGAGUAUUUAAUCUCAGCAUAGUUACAUUUUGCAUUCUGAAAUGCUCAUGCCUCAUUGUUAUACAUAGAUUGCAUGAGCAUGCUUGAAAAUCCUUCUACAAUUGAUUUUACAUCCAAAAUCAGUUCUGUGAUGAAGUUUCUCUAAGUAGCUUCUAGAUGUCAGAAAUAAUUAACUAUGAGAAGCAAAGAAGAAAUAGAGUCAAGCUGUUCUGAAUUUUUUGGCAAGGAACUGAAAUAGCAAAAGAGAGCAAUGCCAAACAUGAAGUUUGUACACAUUUUAUCAUGGUUCCACUUCUGGAUCAGCUUCUUUUCUUUUCUUUUCUCUUCUAUUUUAGAUUGUUUUCUUACCUUACGUACAAGAACUUGGUAUCUAGUAUAGUCAGAAUGUCAGAUGAUGCUCCAAGAGAAAUCACAUUGUGCUCCACUGGUACUAAAGAUGUGGAUAGCUAGUGCCACUGGAAAUUGACUUGAAGCAAACCCUCACAAAGGUGUGUUGUAUGGCAUUUACCGAGCUUAAAAUUAAACCAUCAUUGGCCCGUUUGGUUAUACGUUUCCUUUUUCAUUAAGUGUGUUUAAAUUACUUUU
Messenger RNA from Lotus japonicus, 1943 nucleotides. Its product is annotated as syntaxin-124-like. The record is from RefSeq and is a predicted model, not a curated record. Gene Ontology annotation, cellular component: SNARE complex; endomembrane system; plasma membrane. Gene Ontology annotation, molecular function: SNARE binding; SNAP receptor activity. The transcript has a single exon. Bases 284 to 1198 code for a protein of 304 amino acids. Gene Ontology annotation, biological process: exocytosis; intracellular protein transport; vesicle fusion. NCBI's taxonomy places the organism in Eukaryota, Viridiplantae, Streptophyta, Magnoliopsida, Fabales, Fabaceae.